UAUAUUUAUAUCACCUGCUUCAUGAAUAAUAAACAUAUCUUUUUACUGAAUUAUCACACGGCUUCCUUCACUCCUAUGGUGCAAGAAACCAUCGCUAUCAAAAAUAUUGCUGUAGCGGCUAAUUUAGUCAGAGAUGCAAUUGUCAAGACUCUCCAAACUACGGCGACAAAAAAGCAGAAAGCUAUCGGAAUAGUUGCUGCUAUCCUCGUCUCUUGCUAUAUCAUAAGAGAUCGUAUUCUCAAACCGCCUAAGAGUCUGCGUCAUUUGCGUUAUGAGGGAUUUUUUCAGGUUCUGAAGUCUAUUUUUAACAAUGAAUCGUACUGGGAUCGAGCUCACAGAAGUAUUCUACCGAUUAUCAAUAAAGAAGAUGAGAAUGGUCUUUACGUACGUCCUGGAACAAAUGGCUGGGAAGUCCAUGUGACAAACCCUGCGGCUGCCAAGCUUAUUUUAUACAAACAUGACAAAUUUCCCAAGAGAGAAAUCCAAGAAAAGAAUAAAACAACCACACUCCUCCCAAAAUUUGUAGUAGGCGGUAGAAAUAUAGUCUUCCUUAAUCACCAGGAAUGGAAGGCCCAAAGAAAGAUUGUUAACCCGGCGUUCCAUCGUUCUGCACCAGUAAAGUUGUUUGGCGAGUUGACUGUAGAACUCUUUCGCGUCAUGGACAAGAUGAAUGAAGACACCAUUGAUGUAGGUGAUAUAAUGCAAAGAUUGACUUUAGAUGUUAUCGGCAAAGCAGGAUUCGGAUUUGAUUUUCAUGCCAUCAGCCAAAAAGACAAUAAGUGGGUCAAAACUUAUAACUCUGUGAUCAGCGGUAUUCAAGAUCCACUGUAUGCUAUAUUCCCCAUUCUUGAUCGCAAAUUUCUGUGGCUUUUGCCUAAACGUAGAAAAGUUCAUGAGGAUCUUAAUCGUUUCUUAAAAAUGCUUGAAGAGGUAAUCGAGGUGAAAAAAAUGGCUAUCAAAAAUGGUGACACUCAGAACAAAGACCUCGAAGAAAACGAAAAGGAUCUUCUUACCUUAAUGAUUGAAAGCAUCAACAGAGGAGAAGGCGUAAUGACUGACACAGAAUUGAAGAGUAACCUCAGCUUGUUUUUCUUAGCAGGUCAUGAUACUACAUCUAACACACUUUCGUUUGUUAUUUACUAUCUGGCGAAAAAUCCUGAAAUUCAACAACGCGCUAGAGAAGAGGCUGAAGAGAUUCUGGGUAAAGGCCCUGGUGAUGUGUUGCCUACGCUUGAGCAAACAAAAGCAGCCACAUACAUUGAUCACGUAAUGAAAGAGACACUGCGCAUUAAUGGCCCUGUCACGCAAAUUUUCCGUACAAGCACUGAAGAUACUGUACUGUCAGGACAAUUCAUACCGAAAAAAACGGAAAUUGUUGUUGAUAUAUUCAACAUUCAGCAUAGUGAAAAGGUUUGGAAGGAUGCUGAUGAAUUCAAUCCUGAUCGUUUUGCUGAGGGUGGCGAGGGUGAUUUAGCUACUCGGGAAGGCCUCGCAUGGUUGCCUUUUGGCGGCGGCGCACGUCAAUGUAUUGGAAUCAAUUUCAGUUUGACGGAGCAAAGAGUAUUUUUAUUGAUGUUGCUGAGAAAAUUUACCUGGAGUUUACCCGAGAAUUCAAAGCACAAGAACAACGUAAUAAGCAAGGGAAUCAUAAUCGGCCCUGAUCAGUUAUAUGUCAUCUUUAAGAAUAGAUACUGAGCACUUAUACAUGGCCUAUAAAUACUAGCUUUAAGGUUUUCUUGAAUGCUACGCAAUCACUUACUAUUCAUACUAUAUGCUCAAUAUUAUACUUUGCUUAUACUCAAAAUUAAAUGCUCAUAAAAAGCCAAUAGUUUCUAUCGCAAUGUUCAUGUCGGAAGUAAUUUCAUUGGAUGCGCCGCGCAAACUUGAUUUGACGUUGGCACCUUUAUAAAGGUGUCAGCAGCAUUUUUACAAAUGCCUGCUUUUCUGC
Molecule: messenger RNA, 1948 nt
Organism: Mycotypha africana
Lineage: Eukaryota; Fungi; Mucoromycota; Mucoromycetes; Mucorales; Mycotyphaceae
Product: cytochrome P450
Exons: 8
Coding region: 22-1695 (557 amino acids)
Molecular function (GO): heme binding; oxidoreductase activity, acting on paired donors, with incorporation or reduction of molecular oxygen; monooxygenase activity
Source: RefSeq, a predicted model, not a curated record